AAAAACAUUUUGUUAAAUAUCUGACCCUACCGAGUUAAUAAAAGUUAAUAAAAGACAAAUACAUUCUACUGAUGUGCCUUAAUCUUUUGAAAAACUAGCACAGUAUGUUAUUGGAAAGCAAACUUCGUGUCACCACUGAACUGCAAUCGGCUGCCUGCACUUUGGUCUAAAAGAUUUUCUUCCAGGAUUAUUUAGCUCCAUUCAUCCCCACAUAAACUCUGAUAAUCUUUCCUGUAUCUGCUGAUCCCCACAGCAUAAUGCUGCCACCACCAUGUUUCACACUGGAGAUGGUUUGUUCAGCUAUGCAGUUUUCGGCUACACAUAAUGUUGCCCAAAGGUGUUAACUUUCCUCUCUUCUGGCCAGAGAAACUACUUACAGAUAUUUGGUGUGUGUCCUUCAUUGCUAAGUUGUAAAUUGGACUUCUUAUGGUGAUCUGUCAACAACAGCUUUCUUCUUGCCAGAUUUGUGGAUUUACUGGUAAGUGGUUGUCAUGUAGACAGAUUGACCUCCCUGCAUUGUGGAUUUCCGAAGCUCCUCCAAAGUUACUAUGGACUUCUUGCAUGAUUCUCUGAUUGAUGCUCACACGGACAGCCAGGUCUUGGCAGGUUUGCUGCUCUGACAUACUCUUUCCAUGUUUGAUGAAGAACUGUGCUUCAUAAUAUGUUCAAAAAUAUGGAUCUUGUUUAAUAACUUUGCCCUCCUUUAAGAUUCCUCACAACUUUUACCUGACCUGUCCUCUCAGUUCCUUGCUCUUCUUUCUCUGAAGUUCUUAAAUAAGGACUUUAAAUAAAAGGAUGGAUGCAAACUGGCUAUUGACGCUAAUCUAAAAACGUUUGGUCAUUUCUUGACCAUAGAAGUCAAGCCAAUGCCCAAAGACGUCCAGCAUCCAUUGUCUAUUUUUAACCAAGCAUUAUAUCCCUUUCUUAAUUCACUGCCAUUUAGCACACUUUCUUACACCAUUAUUCCCUAAUAAGCAGCAUUCACAGUUACUACUUUUAACAGAUUUGGUAAAACCUUUUCCAGUGUUUAAUGUCAGAGGUUAGCAUUUCUAGAUGCACAAUACUGCGUACUUUACACUAGUGUUUCAUAAUGUAUUAAUGGGUCUUAUUACAGUUCCAUAUGAAUUGUCCAUGGAUCCCCAUAAGUAAAUAUGAACAGAAGAAUACUCUGGAAUAUUCACCCAAAGCAAAUUGAUCUAAGAAUCUUAAAGUUUUCAGGCUAUGUGAAUUCCCGCCUUUCAUGGAACUCUAUGAAUCGCUGGUUUAUCUCUUUAAGGGAACUAGGGUGUGGCACAAGAAUAUUUUGAUCAUCUGACUCUGUGUGAAAGCUGUGGACAGAUGUAAAAAAUCUCCCCUCCCACUUUUUAUUUCUAGCUGUGCGGUUAAUCUUCCAGCAAAUGUUACUGGUCAUUCCUGAUGACUAACAUUCCCAGUCUAUCCACUAAUCCAACGUUGGCGGAGCUGACCUUUCUGUCAACAGCUUAUGACCAGUCAGAACUGUCCCCCCCUUCAGGCAGUUUGACCCUUUGCCUUUUCCUGUGUGAGGGAGGACACAGCAUAUUUCCCAACAUUAUGUUGGCUAAUUGGACGUUUUGCUUGCGUUGGCCUUGACAUUUCUGUUCUGUUGGCUUUCUGUUGUAUCCUGAGAGGCACAAAUUCCUCUCAGGAUACAACAUGACAAGCAGCACGAUGUGUUUAUGAGAAUAUAGACACAACAGUGGAUGCGACUCGUAGAUUUAGGCCAGCGCCCUUCGUCCUAUAUAGACCAACAUAUAAGAAGCGUUGCCACACACAGUGAGCCCCUCUGCACAGUUAACAUGUCCAUUUCUUCUGCUCUACUUUGUAUGUAGGUCAUCUGUAGCGGAGGAGAGAUGCAGCAGAGUGACAGUUCUACACAGUAGGUUUUAGCUAUGCAAUCAUUUGCUACUUUGCAUUUCUACCCCCUCUUAUCAGACACAGCACUUAAAAUAAUCUCUCAAAUAGCAGAAUUACAACAAAACAUACGAUCUUGUGUGUUGGAACGUAAUUCAGAUGUUUUAAUGAUAAAACAGACAAUAUUCUAAAUGUUAUGAAUCUCAACCCGAGGAUUACCAUAAAAAAAACUUGUGAACGGUUUAAAAUACAAAUAAAAAUCUGUAUUGAGAUUUGAGAACCUGCCUUCAUAAUUUGUUUAGUAAUUUUGCAUUAUGUUUGAAUAAAUGUUAAGAAAAUGUGAUAAUUCAUAUGUGUUGAUUAAAAUAGCUAAAAAAGGUUUUACCAAUAAUUCUUUCUGGAAAAUCAAGUUAACUGAACGGAAUGUUUUUAUAUUUUAUAACUAACACUUCAUUGACUAAAGCAUUCAGUGGGGUGAUACAUUCUCAAGAGUAAAUUAAGCCACAUUUAAAUAAAUUUUGAGGUGAUUUUGUUUGCUUUUCUGACUUAUGCAUUCUAUUUAAAGAGCACCAUUGUAGUUCCGGAAAAACAUAUUUUAUUUUAUACAUAAAUGUGAACAUAAAUUUUAGUGUUCAUUUUCUAUUAUUUUCUAUUGCAACACCAGUAUUCCCUUCCAAAGUGAACUUGCCACUCACAAUAUGGCGGAUGCGAUGACGAACAGUUUCUACUGAUCCGGCCUCUUCUGCUGAGUCAUCAUCAGCUCAGCAGCGGUUUGUUGUACUUUUCCUUUCAAAGAAACCCUUCAUACCAUAUCGUCUGCUGGAAAAAUCUGAAAUAAAGUCAACAGAUGCGUCAAAUGUCUGCCGAGGCUCCUCUCAGAUUAUCAACCACCCGAAACAGAAGAAAUGCUGCAUCAUCUUCAGUGCAAAAAGCCAUCAAACCCAUCUACUGCAGAUACACAGGGCCACGUUUCAGUCUGCCUCGAUCAUGACACCCAGUGGUACUGGAGAAGGACUUUGGGCCUGCAGGUUCGCUAUGCAGACUGUGGAGGUUAUCGCUUCUGCUAUUCCUACAGAGGAAAAUCUGGGAUGAGACCCUCCAUCCUGAUGCUUCACGGCUUCUCUGCUCACAAAGACAUGUGGCUGACUGUUGUCAAGUAUUUACCAAAGCACCUGCACAUUGUGUGCGUGGACAUGCCUGGCCACGAGGGGACGACACGCACCAACACUGAGGAUUACUCCGUUCAGGGGCAGGUCAGAAGGAUCCAUCAGUUUGUAGGAAGCAUUCACUUAAACAGAAAAGCGUUCCAUCUGGUGGGAACCUCCAUGGGGGGAAAUGUUGCUGGGGUUUAUGCAGCCUGCUAUCCCUCGGAAAUCUGCAGCAUGACUCUCAUCUGUCCCGAUGGAAUCAGACAUCCAUGUGAGACCAAAUUUGACAAUCACCUACAAGAUCUGGAACACAGCAACUUCACACUGAACAUCCCGCUGAUCCCAACUACACCAGACGAGAUGGAGGACAUGUUCAGACUCUGUUCUCAUGUUCGCUUUAAAAUUCCUCAGCAGAUUCUUCAGGGACUGGUUGAUGUGCGAGAACCUCACAACGCGUUUUAUGAAGAAGUGUUUAUGGAGAUCAUCGGUGAGAAAUCAAGAUAUGCCUUACAGGAGCAUUUGCAUCUCAUAACCUCACCUUUACAAGUGAUUUGGGGCAAACAAGAUCAGGUGGUGGAUGUCUCUGGAGCUACAGUCAUUGCUGAAUUGGUGCCUGGAUGCAAAGUGGACUUGCUGGACAACUGUGGUCACUCUGUGGUGAUGGAGAAGCCGUGUCGGACAGCCAAACUUAUUCUGGAGUUUAUUAUCCUGCAGCAAAAUGCCGGGAGUGGGACAAAGAAGUCUUCCUGAAUAUUUAAGGUUUCCAUUACUGUCUCACAGUUUUAUAAAGACUUAAACAUGUGGCCCAAAAGGCAAGAAUUACAAUGUAAAGAUGUUUAUUGUUUUAAGGAACGGCAUUUUAUAAAUUACUUAAACUCAAUGACAAUAGGUUUUGGAUAUUGCUAAGCUUUGCUGAUGUGCCCGGAUGUUUCUGGCAAAAUUUACCCUAACUUUCAAAGAAUAUGUUUCCUGCUCACAAAUGGGGGGAAAAAAAUCCCUCACUUUAAAGAAUAUCAAAACUGAUAUUUUAAAUUUUUUAAAUGUAAGUUUGCUUUUUGAUCAUGUUUUUCAUAUUACUACUGAUAAACUGACAUAUGUGUAUAAUAGCACAUCCUAUUUCACUCUCCCCUAUUUCAGUUAAACUGUUUUGUGAAGAGAUUUAAGCUUGAUAUCCACUAUUCUUGUACAUUCUGUGAAUAAAG
Molecule: messenger RNA, 4222 nt
Organism: Poecilia reticulata (guppy)
Lineage: Eukaryota; Metazoa; Chordata; Actinopteri; Cyprinodontiformes; Poeciliidae
Source: RefSeq, a predicted model, not a curated record